This is a messenger RNA of Striga asiatica, 958 nucleotides long. Lineage: Eukaryota; Viridiplantae; Streptophyta; Magnoliopsida; Lamiales; Orobanchaceae. The record is from the annotation of a GenBank genome assembly.
GUAGUUUACUAUUUAGUCCCUGUUUGAGGCCGAGUUUAGUGAUUCUUGGGGCUGAGUUUGUGUUGUUUCUGAUGCUAUUUGAGUUUCAUGAAUUAUAAUUUGAUGGCAGACCUGUUUUGCUACAAACGGUCUUGUGAAAUACAGAAAGUUUGAAAUUACAAACCGGUCUUUAUAAACACAACUUAAUUCAAUAAUUUUGAAUCCGAAUUACACAUUUUGAAAAGCGUCAAUUUCAAGUCUGAAAUCAGUACUGCUGAUUGUGAUACUCUGUAUUUCUUAGAUAAGCUAGUGAUCUGCCUGAACACAUGUUAAUAAAUUUUAAUUUAUGUCCAAUAUCCGUGCCCUUUUUUUUUUGCUUCCAGAGACGAAGAACUGCCAUUGAUGAACUCAACAUGCGGAGCAUAUUUGAAGAAAACGAUGUUAUCUGUGCUGAAGUCCGUGGUUUCCAGCACGACGGCUGUCUACACCUUCAAGCGAGAAGCCAAAAGUACGGAAAGCUCAAAAGAGGCCAACUACUCACAAUCCCACCAUACCUCGUGAAGAAACGCAAACAACAUUUCCACUAUCUCGACCAAUUUGGGAUCGACUUGAUACUCGGCUGCAACGGAUUCAUUUGGGUCGGUCAACAUGUCGAGGCCCGUGAUGACAUGGCAGAGGACUCGCCCGAAAAUUCCGAGCAACAAAUUCAGAAAUCGAUCAACGAACUACAAGAUGAAGAGACUUACACGCCACUCGAAACCCGGCAAAACAUAUGCCGAGCGGCUAAUGCCGUUCGGGUCCUUUCCAUGCUAGGGUUCAUGGUCACAGUUGAAGUUAUUACAGAGAUUGUGAAUCUGAGUAUCUCUUUGAAUCUGGACGUGCAUGAAAUGCUCGGGCCCGAGUUUUACGUGACUGUUGCUGAGAAAGAGGCGAACCGUCGAGGUUCGUCGGGGAAAAGGAGAUGAUUGAUUAUGUGUUG